Molecule: messenger RNA, 2595 nt
Organism: Lodderomyces parapsilosis
Lineage: Eukaryota; Fungi; Ascomycota; Pichiomycetes; Serinales; Debaryomycetaceae
Gene: APE2
Product: metallo-aminopeptidase
Exons: 1
Coding region: 1-2595 (864 amino acids)
Biological process (GO): peptide catabolic process; proteolysis
Cellular component (GO): cytoplasm
Molecular function (GO): peptide binding; zinc ion binding; metalloaminopeptidase activity
Source: RefSeq, a predicted model, not a curated record
AUGUGCUCCAACGGUCAAUCUAACCCACAGGGAAGAGAAGUUUUACCCACAAAUGUUACUCCAUUGCAUUAUGAUUUAACAUUGGAACCCAAAUUUGACACUUUUAAAUUUAAUGGUCAAGAAACAAUCGAUUUCAAGGUUAAUGAGAGAACUGAUUACAUUACGUUGAAUUCGUUGGAAAUUGAAAUUCAAGAAGCCAAGCUCGAUGAAGUUCCCAUCAAAGAUAUCUCCUACGAUACUGAUAAACAAACAGUCACCUUCAAAUUGCCAGAUCACUUGGUUGAAGGAUCGCAAGCUCAAUUGCACUUGAAGUUUAUUGGUGAAUUGAAUGAUAAAAUGGCUGGUUUUUACAGAUCAACUUACAAGGAAGAUGGCAAGACCAAAUACUUGGCAACAACGCAAAUGGAACCGACCGACUGUCGUAGAGCAUUCCCAUCGUAUGAUGAGCCAUCUGCAAAGGCAAAAUUCACCAUUUCGUUAAUUGCUGAUGAAAAAUUGGUUUGCUUGUCGAAUAUGGAUGAGAAAGAGACGAAUUUGAUUGGUGAGCACAAGAAGAAAGUCAUUUUCAACACCACUCCAUUAAUGUCAACCUAUCUUGUUGCGUUUAUUGUGGGUGACUUGAAAUAUGUCGAAAACAAUAACUAUCGUGUCCCAAUCAAGGUUUACGCCACUCCUGGAUCAGAGCAUUUGGGUCAGUAUUCAGCAGAUAUUGCUGCCAAAACUUUGGCAUUUUUUGACAAGAAGUUUGACAUCCCAUAUCCAUUGCCAAAAUGUGAUAUGGUUGCCAUUCAUGAUUUCUCUGCUGGUGCCAUGGAAAACUUUGGGUUGAUCACCUACAGAACUGUUGACUUGUUAAUUGAUCCUGAAAACACCAACGUCAACACUAAGCAAAGAGUUACUGAAGUCGUGAUGCACGAAUUGGCACAUCAAUGGUUUGGUAACUUGGUGACAAUGGACUUUUGGGAUGGUUUGUGGUUGAACGAAGGUUUUGCCACGUGGAUGUCUUGGUAUGCAUGCGAUGCAUUGUAUCCUGACUGGAAAGUUUGGGAAUCAUAUGUUUCCGAUUCCUUGCAACACGCUUUAACAUUGGACGCUUUGAGAUCGUCACACCCUAUUGAAGUACCAGUUAAGAGGGCUGAUGAGAUUAAUCAAAUUUUCGAUGCAAUUUCAUACUCCAAAGGUUCAUCAUUGUUGAAGAUGAUUUCAAGAUGGUUAGGUGAAGAUACUUUUAUCAAGGGUGUUUCCAAUUACUUGAAAAAGCACAAGUGGGGCAACACCGAAACCUUGGAUUUGUGGAAAGCCUUGAGCGAUGCUUCAGGUAAGGAUGUAGUCAAGGUUAUGGACAUUUGGACAAAGAAUAUUGGGUUCCCAAUUGUCAAGGUUGAGGAAGAUGGCAAUUCCAUCAAAGUCACCCAAAACCGCUUCUUGGCCACUGGUGAUGUCAAACCAGACGAGGAUAAAGUGUUGUACCCAGUAUUUUUAGGAUUGAGAACUAGCAAAGGUCUUGACGAGUCAUUAGUUUUGAAUGAUAGAUCCUCCACGUUCAAAUUGCCAACUGAUGACGACUUUUUUAAAAUUAACGGGGACCAAGCUGGUAUUUAUCGCACUGCUUAUGAACCAUCUAGGUGGAGCAAAUUAGGAAAAGCUGGCGUUGAAGGAAAACUUUCAGUUGAGGAUCGUGUUGGGUUGGUAGCAGAUGCCGGAUCCUUGGCCUCUUCAGGAUUCAUUAAAACUUCAAGCUUAUUAGAUUUAGUCAAGUCAUGGUCAAAUGAAUCCAAUUACGUUGUAUGGGACGAGAUUUUGACUAGAAUUGGAUCCAUCAAAGCUGCCUUAUUGUUUGAAGACGAAAGUACGAAGAAUGCAUUGAAGGUAUUUACCAGAGAUUUGAUUGGUGCCAAGUUGAAUGAAAUUGGUUGGGACUUUAAGGAGUCUGAUUCAUUCGCCGACCAACAAUUGAAGAGCUCUUUGUUUGCGUCUGCAGCAAAUGCUGAUGAUCCAAAAGCAGUUGAAUUUGCCAAAGACGCAUUCAAAAAGUUUGUUGCUGGAGAUAAAAAGGCCAUCCAUCCAAACUUAAGAGCCACUAUUUUCAACAUCAAUGCUAAGAACGGGGAUGAACAGACCUUUGAUAAGUUAUUCAACAUUUACCAAAACCCAGAUUCAAUUGAAGAGAAGAUUGCCGCAUUAAGAGCACUAGGCAGAUUCGAGAAACCGGAAAUCAUGGACAAAGUAACUGGGUUGUUGUUGCAAACCGAUGUCAUUAAGCAACAAGACAUCUACAUCCCAAUGCAAGGAUUGAGAUCACACUCUGCUGGUGUCGUCAAGUUGUGGGAAUGGUUAAAGGAAAACUGGGACAAGGUGUAUGAAUUAUUACCCCCGGGAUUGUCAAUGUUGGGAUCGGUUGUCACUUUGGGUACCUCUGGAUUUACCAAGGAGGACCAAAAGAAGGACGUUGAAGAGUUUUUUAGCUCAAAGGAUACCAAAGGGUACAACCAAGGUUUGGCCCAAUCGUUGGAUAUCAUCACCGCCAAGGGCAAAUGGGCCGCUCGUGACUCAAAAUCGAUUUUGGAGUGGCUUUCUGCUAAUGGAUACAAUUAA